Messenger RNA from Psylliodes chrysocephalus, 414 nucleotides. Lineage: Eukaryota; Metazoa; Arthropoda; Insecta; Coleoptera; Chrysomelidae. The record is from the annotation of a GenBank genome assembly.
AUGCCUCGAAAAUCUUCAAGUAAUGUGUGGAAUUGUUUUAUAAAAAUUAGUGGUGGAGGAAAGUGUAAAUUAUGUGGGAAGGAAAUAAAAACUUCUGGUAAUACUAAUAAUUUAGCAAAUCAUAUCAGAAAACAUAAUGGUUUAGCAUUAGCAAGUAAAAUAAGUAAAGAAAGCAUUGGCGGCACUAGGAACAGUAGCGACCCUUCAGUUGCAGAGACACCAAAAAUGAAUGAAGAUGAAGACGAAGAAAUUGAUUUUUCUAAAAAUGAGGAUUUUAACGAAAAAGAUGGUGCAUCCUCAAUAUUGUCAGAAAGAUCAGCAACACCAACAUCUGGUGUCUCAUCACUCUCAUUUGCUAAUGCUACUUUUACUCAAAAAAGGAUUGAUGAUACAUUUGCUGAAAUAGGAUCAUAA